This is a messenger RNA of Eutrema salsugineum, 685 nucleotides long. RefSeq lists its product as uncharacterized. The record is from RefSeq and is a predicted model, not a curated record. Bases 80 to 472 code for a protein of 130 amino acids. Gene Ontology annotation, cellular component: nucleus. The transcript has 5 exons. Gene Ontology annotation, molecular function: RNA binding. NCBI's taxonomy places the organism in Eukaryota, Viridiplantae, Streptophyta, Magnoliopsida, Brassicales, Brassicaceae.
CAGUCCUGUUAAUUUAUUUGCUCGUCCCCUUUUAUCGGGAAAAAAAACAAUUAGGGUUACGAUUUCCGAAUUAGCUUCCAUGGAAGAGAUCACAGCUGGAGUGAACAACAUGAACUUGGCCGUUGAUGAUCAGAAGAAGAACCGGAUUCAGGUUUCCAACACCAAGAAGCCAUUAUUCUUCUACGUUAAUCUCGCCAAGAGGUAUAUGCAGCAGUACAAUGAAGUCGAAUUGUCUGCCCUUGGGAUGGCUACUGCAACCGUUGUUACUAUCGCUGAAAUACUGAAGAACAAUGGUUUUGCUGUCGAAAAGAAGAUCAUGACUUCAACUGUGGAGAUUAAAGAUGACUCAAGGGGCCGUCCUGUGCAGAAAGUUAAGAUUGAAAUUACGCUUGUGAAGUCGGAGAAGUUUGAUGAACUAAUGGCUGCAGCCAAUGAAGAAAAAGAAGCUGCAGAAGCUCAGGUGCAGAGCUGAACGUAGCUUUUUUUUUUUUUUUAUAUAUAUUUGGUUUCAUGGUCUUUCUUCUCUCGUCUUGGUGCUUAUAUAUUUGUUUGAUUUUAUUAAUUUUUGGCUGAAUUUGAGAUGUUAUCUUAGAUGGUUUGUUGUACUUGUUACACUUUACAAUACUUGAUUAUAGCAAGAUAUUAUGGGUUCUUGACAAAAAAGAAAAAAGAAGAAAAAAAACAA